UUGAUUUUGUGAACAUUUCUCUGGUUCUUAUCGUUAAUUUUUUUAACAGUAAACUAUAUUGUAACAAGACUAAUCAGUAUUAUAAAUAAAAAUAUUUAAAUUCUUGUGAACUAUAAUUUUUAAUUAUAGAAUGCUUGACAAUUUUAUAAAAAUUCUUAUCAUCUUACUAAGUUUAUUUACUAAUUUUAUAUCUGUCAAUGGAUUUUCAACAAAAUUACGAAGUUGGGAUGAUGUUUAUGGUUAUGAUGCUAUAUGGAAUUCACCUGGGGAAAAGGAAUAUACAUUAAAUGAAAGAACUUUAAAUAAUAAUGCAUCUAAAUACAUUCAAAGUAAAAAUAAACAAACGAAGCUGAAAAAUCAAGGUUUUGCUGAUAAUUUAAUGCUAAUCGAUGGUGCAUCAAAAAAUGAAGGUACUGUAUUAGUUAAUCGACAUGGCAAAUGGGGUACAAUAUGCGACGAUAACUGGACAUUGAAAGAGGCAAAUGUAAUAUGUCGUAUUCUAGGCUUUCCAUAUGCUUUACAAGCUACAACAAGAGAUUAUUUCUUUUCCAAUGGCGAAUAUGAUUAUUUACUGGAUGAUGUCUAUUGUAAAGGAACUGAAUCCUAUUUAAAUGAAUGUGUUUAUUGGACAGAACAUGAUUGUUUAAAACGAGAAGAAGCUGGUGUUAUUUGUCUUAAUCCUGAACCAAUUAAAUGGCAAUAUAAUGUUAGGAAUCCUCAAAUUGAAAAAUUGUCUAUUACUGAUAUUAAAAGGAUGAAACAGCAAAUAUUUUGGUCUGAGCUGGAAACAUUUGAAAGCAGUAAUCUUUUUAUUGUCAAGGCUAGAGUUCCACAAGGUAGAAAUCGACGAAUGGUUAUUGGAGCUAUUUGUGUCGAACAUUUUCGUGGAGCUGAAGCGAAUGUAGCAUGUCGAAGCAUGGAUUAUUCAUUUGCUUCAUCAUAUUCUUCAGUUCUACUGAAAAACGUGAAGACUUUUACCAUACCUUAUCCGGUUGUACGAAUCGGGCAUUGUUUUGGAAAUGAAUCAAAAUUGGAAGAUUGUGUUGCAUUCACUGAUCCAAACGGAGUACCAUGUUCAAAUAAUAGUUUGGGAAUAGUAGUAAACUGUUCAACAGUUUUAGCUGAUUUGGAACCAGAUGUUAAAGCAUUGGAAUCUUCAGCUUACAGUAGUAUGAUUCCUUUAUUUCAAGCACAAUGUGCUUUAGAAGAAAACUGCUUUCCUCCGAGUGUUUAUAAUUUGAUUAACAGAAAUCGACAUUUAGCGUUGAUGCAUAUGCGUCGUUUAUUGCGUUUUUCUUCAAUUAUACACAAUGUUGGAACUGAUGUCUUUCGUCCACAUGAACCGCCUGAACGAUGGGUAUGGCAUGCAUGCCAUAUGCAUUAUCAUAGUAUGAAAGUAUUCUCUUAUUAUAAAGUUAUCAAUGCAAAGCAGCAAAUUAUGGCUGUUGGUCAUAAAGCUAGUUUUUGUCUAGAAGAUAAUGCUUGUAAAAAUGGAUAUAAAAAACAUUUUGUUUGCUCAACCACACUAGUAACACGUGGGGAUCAAGUUGAAAGAAAGAAAAAAACAACAACAUUAGAAUCAACAAUGAAAUCAUCCUAUAAACGAUAGACUACAAAAGUUAAAAACAAUCAAAAUCUACCUUCAACAUUUAACACUGAAAUAAUCUACUUAAAGAAAGACUAGAUUUAAUCAUGUUGAUCAAAUUAACUUAUUCGAAUAAAACUAUGGAAUAUUUUUUUCGGCUUAUAAUUUGAAUGUCAACAGAUGAAACAAUCGAUUAGGUAUUAGUCCUGGAUGCCAAGAUAAUUAUUUCCACGAUUAUGAUUGUCAAUGGUUAGAUAUUACCGAUCUAAUUCCAGGUGAAUAUACAUUUCAAUUGAUUUUAAAUCCAGACUUCUUAGUACCCGAAAUUACUUACAAGAACAAUGCCAUAGAAUGUCGUCUAUCUAUAGGACAUACAAAUCAUCAUUAUGCCGCAUUAUCAAAGUGCCAUUUGGUACAUCCGUAUGAUUUGUGAAAAUUCACAAUUGCACACGGUCACAUACAUAAACAUAUCAGUUUUACUUUGAAAAAAACAUCAUAUAAAUUAGAUACAUUUAUUAUCCUGUAAUCACAUUAUAAUAUUGAUUCACAUGCAUCAUUGGUUAUGCACCAUGGACAUUUAUAUUAUCAGUAGAAAAUCAAUAAAAUUAUAUCAAGUGCUAUAUUUCACUAUUUUCAACUAAAUAUAUUCGGGAUAGAUAUAAAAUUUAUGUGCAACAUGUCUUCCAUUGAUAUAACUUGACUUUAAAAACCAACUGAAUUUCAAAACGUCAUCAACUUAAACUACUACUUAACAGACAAAGUUCAAACAAAUUCUUAUGUAAAAACAUAAACUAUAUACAAUUUACGGCUACUUUAGAGUGAAAAUCCUCGCGAUUAUCGGUCUAUAAAUAUAACCAUUUUUAUGAUAUACUAAAUCAUUAUUAUAUUAUAUAUUAUUCUGCUUGAAUAGAUGACUUGGUUAUUA
Schistosoma curassoni is the source of this 2510-nucleotide messenger RNA. The record is from the annotation of a GenBank genome assembly. NCBI's taxonomy places the organism in Eukaryota, Metazoa, Platyhelminthes, Trematoda, Strigeidida, Schistosomatidae.